Heterocephalus glaber (naked mole-rat) is the source of this 2459-nucleotide messenger RNA. It is a transcript of the gene Blmh, whose product is annotated as bleomycin hydrolase. The record is from RefSeq and is a predicted model, not a curated record. Gene Ontology annotation, biological process: L-homocysteine catabolic process; proteolysis; response to toxic substance. Gene Ontology annotation, molecular function: cysteine-type aminopeptidase activity. Gene Ontology annotation, cellular component: cytoplasm. Lineage: Eukaryota; Metazoa; Chordata; Mammalia; Rodentia; Bathyergidae.
GGCGCUGAGUCAGCAACGCGAGGGGGAAGUUUUGUCCCUCCGCGGACCCCGUUUCUCUAGGCCUUAACCUCCUCGCAGCCAACGAGCUGGUUUCCUUUUUCCGGCGCUCCGGGUGCGAGAGCCGGGUCGGGCCACCUAGCAAGCGGGCCGUAGUGCAACCGCAACGCUCACCUGAAGACACCACCCCAAAAACUAACGUUAUCUCACUCGGCAGUGUGGGCGCCAUGAACAGCGCGGGACUGAAUUCGGAAAAGGUAGCUGCUCUGAUCCAGAAACUGAAUUCUGACCCUCAGUUUGUACUCGCCCAGAAUGUCGGGACCACCCACGACCUCCUGGACAUCUGCCUGAAGAGGGCCUCGGUACAGGGUGCACAGCAUGUGUUCCAGCAUGUUGUUUCUCAGGAAGGCAAGCCAGUCACCAACCAGAAGAGUUCUGGGCGAUGCUGGAUCUUUUCUUGUAUGAAUGUUAUGAGACUUCCAUUCAUGAAAAAAUUAAAUAUUGAAGAAUUUGAGUUUAGUCAGUCUUACAUCUUUUUCUGGGACAAGGUUGAACGCUGUUAUUUCUUCUUGAAUGCUUUUGUGGACACGGCCCAGAAAAAGGAGCCUGAGGAUGGGAGGCUGGUGCAGUAUUUGCUUAUGAACCCUACAAAUGAUGGUGGGCAGUGGGAUAUGCUUGUCAAUAUUGUUGAAAAAUACGGUGUUGUCCCUAAGAAAUGCUUCCCUGAAUCUCAUACAACAGAGGCAAGCAGAAGGAUGAAUGAUAUUCUGAAUCACAAGAUGAGAGAAUUCUGUAUACGACUACGGAACCUGGUACACAGUGGAGCAACCAAAGGAGAAAUCUCUGCUACACAAGAUGCCAUGAUGGAGGAGAUAUUCCGGGUGGUGUGCAUCUGUUUGGGUAAUCCACCAGAGACAUUCACCUGGGAGUAUCGAGACAAAGAUAAAAAUUAUCACAAGAUUGGCCCCGUAACACCUUUGGAGUUUUACAGGGAACAUGUCAAGCCACUCUUCAAUAUGGAAGAUAAGAUUUGUUUCGUGAAUGAUCCACGGCCUCAACACAAGUAUAAUAAACUCUAUACUGUAGACUACUUGAGCAAUAUGGUUGGAGGGAGGAGAACUCUGUAUAACAACCAGCCCAUUGACCUCUUGAAAAAGAUGGUUGCUGCUUCCAUCAAGGAUGGAGAGGCUGUGUGGUUUGGCUGUGAUGUUGGAAAACACUUCAGUGGCAAGCUGGGCCUCAGUGACAUGAAUAUCUAUGACCAUGAGUUGGUGUUUGGUGUCUCCUUGAAGAACAUGAAUAAAGCUGAGAGGUUGUCUUUUGGUGAGUCACUUAUGACCCACGCCAUGACCUUCACUGCUUUCUCAGAGAAGGAUGAUCAGGAUGGCACAUUUCUGAAAUGGAGAGUAGAGAAUUCAUGGGGUGAAGACCACGGACACAAAGACAGAUCCUACCCUUUGGUUUACAAAAUACAGAAACAUUGCCAGCUUCUUGGAGGUUACUUGUGCAUGACUGAUGAGUGGUUCUCUGAGUAUGUCUACGAAGUGGUGGUGGACAAGAAACACGUCCCAGAAGAUGUGCUGGCUGUGUUAGAGCAGGAGCCCAUUGUCCUCCCGGCAUGGGACCCCAUGGGGGCUUUGGCUGAGUGACACUGCCUCCAGCUCUUUCCUCCUCCCAUGGAACCUGAUGUAGCUGCAAAGGACAGACGGGGACUGAAGCCAAACUUGCACAGGUGACCGUGUGUUCCCACAGGACACAGUCAGACUUGGAUUUCCAGUCUCCGCCAGGAACCUCUUUGGGGAAGUGUGCUUUAUGCUGAAACAAAAUAUUCAUAAAGAAGAAAACAAGGAAAAAUCAGGUCAUGUUAUCUACUCUCCUCAUCUCCAACAGCUCAGGAUCUCUUAGCAUUUUAAUCAGAUGUAAUUGUCUUAACCCCAUCAAAAAGGUCUUCAGUGUGUGUUGUAAUAAGACAGGAGAGGAUGAGCAUCCCAGGUGUCUGCAGAGGAAAGAGCCCCAAGCUCCUGGUUCCUAGAGUACAGUGGGGUAGGGGUGUCUACAACUUGCGCUCUCAAGGCUGCAUGUGGUCUCACAGACUGCGCCCUUCUUAAAUGGCAGUCACGGAAUUCAAUGUUUUCAAGGCAGUUUCUCAUGCCUCUUACAGCCCAAGCACAGUAGAAGGUUGAUCAGAUCUGACAUGAUUCCUUCCUGUUCUGAAAUGUGGGGGUGCAGCUCUGCGUGAGUUGGGUUAAAUAGAGGUUUAGAGAAAAUGGGAGAAAAAACAACCAAAACCUUAUGAUGAUCUCAGUGAUAUUCAUUAGGAGGAGCUCAGGCCAAAUGGCUUAACUUUUGCCUCUGCACUGGGGUUUGGGGGGCAGGAAAGGGUGAUACUUGUUCUUUCUGACAACUAGAUGGUGCUGAGAAGCUUUUGAAUAAAACAAUUUGCUAAAUGAGAAUAAGUUGAC